Drosophila guanche is the source of this 5182-nucleotide messenger RNA. It is a transcript of the gene eater, whose product is annotated as multiple epidermal growth factor-like domains protein 6. The transcript is spliced from 6 exons. The coding region runs from base 35 to 5023 and encodes 1662 amino acids. The record is from RefSeq and is a predicted model, not a curated record. NCBI's taxonomy places the organism in Eukaryota, Metazoa, Arthropoda, Insecta, Diptera, Drosophilidae.
UCAGAGUCAGUUGUUGGAUAUUUCUUAGGCAAUCAUGUUGAUUGGCAACAUUUUCAUAUUUUCCCUGCUAAUCGGAUUCUUGGAGGCGCAGAUGUGCGAGGUGAAGCAGGUCAGAACUGUGAAUGGCAAGCGUAUGGAACGAAAAGUGCAAACCUGCUGCAGAGGAUACAGAAGAACUGGGAAGGCUCCAAAGAUCAAGUGUGUGGCCACCUGCCAGCGACCCUGUGGAAGUGGCAGGUGCACGAAGCCAAAUGUGUGCACCUGCAACGCUGGAUAUCAAAACUUUAACAACGUUUCGUCCAAUCGAUGUGUUCCCGCCUGCAAGGGUGGCUGCAGCAAGGGCACCUGCCAAUCGCCCGGACGGUGCGUCUGCUCCAAGGACCAUGUACUGGACACCGCCAGCGGCAACUGUCUGCCCCACUGUCCCAGCGGCUGUCCCAACGGCAAGUGCGUGCUCCCCAACAAGUGCAGCUGCAACGCAGGCUUCACGCUGCAUGCCACCAGUCAGACAUGCCAGCCCAGCUGCGAUCAGAACUGUGACUUCGGCCACGGUGUCUGUGCGGCUCCUAAUCGCUGCGAGUGCAAAACGGGCUACGUACUGGACAAAGGCUCCAAGUCGUUUAUGUGUCGACCAGUGUGUCGCAUGGGCUGCGAUAACGGGGUUUGCCGGGCACCCGACGUGUGCGAGUGCAAGAAACACUAUCAGAAGGGGCCCGAUAGAAACUGCGUGCCCAUCUGCACCGACGGUUGCUUCAAUGGCAACUGCACGGCGCCAGCUGUCUGCGAAUGCCACAAAGGUUACCUUGCCAUCAGCGACUCGGUUUGCCUACCCAUCUGCAGCGCAGGAUGCCCGAACGGGUUCUGUGAGGCUCCAGAGACUUGCGCAUGCAACGAGGGCUAUCUGAAGCAGGACAACAUCUGUGCGCCAGUCUGCAAAGGCGGAUGUGAGAACGGAUUCUGCGAGUCUCCUGGAAAGUGUUCCUGCAACGAAGGAUUUGGAAAGGAGACUGAGAACAGAUGUGUUCCCAUUUGCGAGGGAGGAUGCGAGAACGGAUUCUGCGAGUCUCCCGGAAAGUGUUCCUGCAACGAAGGAUACGGAAAGGAAAGUGAGAACAGAUGUGUUCCCAUUUGCGAAGGAGGAUGUGAGAACGGAUUCUGCAAGUCUCCUGGAAAGUGUUCCUGCAACGAAGGAUACGGAAAGGAAAGUGAGAACAGAUGUGUUCCCAUUUGUAACGGAGGAUGUGAGAACGGAUUCUGCGAGUAUCCUGAAAAGUGUUCCUGCAACGAAGGAUACGGAAAGGAGACUGAGAACAGAUGUGUUCCCAUUUGCGAGGGAGGAUGUGAGAACGGAUUCUGCAAAUCCCCCGGAAAGUGUUCCUGCCUUGAAGGAUUUGGAAGGGAAAGUGAGAACAGAUGUGUUCCCAUAUGCGAAGGUGGAUGUGAGAACGGAUUCUGCGAGUCUCCUGGAAAGUGUUCCUGCAACGAAGGAUACGGAAAGGAGACUGAGAACAGAUGUGUUCCCAUUUGCGAGGGAGGAUGUGAGAACGGAUUCUGCGAGUCUCCUGGAAAGUGUUCCUGCCUUGAAGGAUUUGGAAGGGAAAGUGAGAACAGAUGUGUUCCCAUUUGCGAAGGUGGAUGCGAGAACGGAUUCUGCGAGUCUCCCGGAAAGUGUUCCUGCCUUGAAGGAUUUGGAAAGGAGACUGAGAACAGAUGUCUUCCCAUCUGCGAAGGAGGAUGUGAGAACGGAUUCUGCGAGUCUCCGGGAAAGUGUUCCUGCAACGAAGGAUACGGAAAGGAGACUGAGAACAGAUGUGUUCCUGUUUGUGAAGACGGAUGUGAGAACGGAUUCUGUGAGUCUCCCGGAAAGUGUUCCUGCAACGAAGGAUACGGAAAGGAAACUGAGAACAGAUGUGUUCCCAUCUGCGAGGGAGGAUGUGAGAACGGAUUCUGCGAGUCUCCGGGAAAGUGUUCCUGCCUUGAAGGAUUUGGAAAGGAAACUGAGAACAGAUGUGUUCCCAUUUGCGAGGGAGGAUGUGAGAACGGAUUCUGCGAGUCUCCUGGAAAGUGUUCCUGCAACGAAGGAUACUUAAAGGAAACUGAGAACAGAUGUCUUCCCAUAUGCGAGGGAGGAUGUGAGAACGGAUUCUGCGAGUCCCCCGGAAAGUGUUCCUGCAACGAAGGAUACGGAAAGGAGAGUGAGAACAGAUGUGUUCCCAUUUGUAAGGGAGAAUGUGAGAACGGAUUCUGCGAGUCUCCGGGAAAGUGUUCCUGCAACGAAGGAUACGGAAAGGAAACUGAGAACAGAUGUGUUCCCAUAUGCGAGGGUGGAUGCGAGAACGGAUUCUGUGAGUGUCCCGGAAAGUGUUCCUGCAACGAAGGAUACGGAAAGGAAAGUGAGAACAGAUGUGUUCCCAUUUGCGAGGGAGGAUGUGAGAACGGAUUCUGCGAGUCUCCUGGAAAGUGUUCCUGCAACGAAGGAUACGGAAAGGAGACUGAGAACAGAUGUGUUCCCAUUUGUAAUGGAGAAUGUGAGAACGGAUUCUGCGAGUCUCCGGGAAAGUGUUCCUGCAACGAAGGAUUUGGAAAGGAAAGUGAGAACAGAUGUGUUCCCAUUUGCGACGGAGGAUGUGAGAACGGAUUCUGCGAGUCUCCCGGAAAGUGUUCCUGCAACGAAGGAUACGGAAAGGAAACUGAGAACAGAUGUGUUCCCAUUUGUAAGGGAGAAUGUGAGAACGGAUUCUGCAAAUCCCCCGGAAAGUGUUCCUGCCUUGAAGGAUACGGAAAGGAGAGUGAGAACAGAUGUGUUCCUGUUUGUGAAGACGGAUGUGAGAACGGAUUCUGCGAGUCUCCUGGAAAGUGUUCCUGCAACGAAGGAUUUGGAAAGGAAAGUGAGAACAGAUGUGUUCCCAUUUGCGACGGAGGAUGUGAGAACGGAUUCUGCGAAUCUCCCGGAAAGUGUUUCUGCCACGAAGGAUACGGAAAGGAAACUGAGAACAGAUGUGUUCCCAUAUGCGAGGGAGGAUGUGAGAACGGAUUCUGCAAAUCCCCCGGAAAGUGUUCCUGCCUUGAAGGAUUUGGAAGGGAAAGUGAGAACAGAUGUGUUCCCAAUUGCGAGGGAGGAUGUGAGAACGGAUUCUGCAAAUCCCCCGGAAAGUGUUCCUGCAACGAAGGAUUUGGAAAGGAAAGUGAGAACAGAUGUGUUCCCAUUUGCGACGGUGGCUGUGAGAACGGAUACUGCGAGUCUCCUGGAAAGUGUUCCUGCAACGAAGGAUACGGAAAGGAGAGUGAGAACAGAUGUGUUCCCAUUUGCGAGGGAGGAUGCGAGAACGGAUUCUGCAAAUCCCCCGGAAAGUGUUCCUGCAACGAAGGAUUUGGAAAGGAAAGUGAGAACAGAUGUGUUCCCAUUUGUAAGGGAGAAUGUGAGAACGGAUUCUGCGAGUCUCCGGGAAAGUGUUCCUGCAACGAAGGAUUUGGAAAGGAAAGUGAGAACAGAUGUGUUCCCAUUUGCGAGGGAGGAUGUGAGAACGGAUUCUGCGAGUCUCCUGGAAAGUGUUCCUGCAACGAAGGAUACGGAAAGGAGACUGAGAACAGAUGUGUUCCCAUUUGCGAGGGAGGAUGUGAGAACGGAUUCUGCAAAUCCCCCGGAAAGUGUUCCUGCCUUGAAGGAUUUGGAAGGGAAAGUGAGAACAGAUGUGUUCCCAAUUGCGAGGGAGGAUGUGAGAACGGAUUCUGCAAAUCCCCCGGAAAGUGUUCCUGCCUUGAAGGAUUUGGAAGGGAAAGUGAGAACAGAUGUGUUCCCAUUUGCGACGGAGGAUGUGAGAACGGAUUCUGCGAAUCUCCCGGAAAGUGUUUCUGCCACGAAGGAUACGGAAAGGAAACUGAGAACAGAUGUGUUCCCAAUUGCGAGGGAGAAUGUGAGAACGGAUUCUGCAAAUCCCCCGGAAAGUGUUCCUGCCUUGAAGGAUUUGGAAGGGAAAGUGAGAACAGAUGUGUUCCCAUUUGCGAAGGAGGAUGUGAGAACGGAUUCUGCGAGUCUCCCGGAAAGUGUUCCUGCAACGAAGGAUACGGAAAGGAGAGUGAGAACAGAUGUGUUCCCAUUUGCGAAGGAGGAUGUGAGAACGGAUUCUGCGAGUCUCCUGGAAAGUGUUCCUGCAACGAAGGAUACGGAAAGGAGAGUGAGAACAGAUGUGUUCCCAUUUGCGAGGGAGGAUGUGAGAACGGAUUCUGUGAGUCACCCGGAAAGUGUUCCUGCAACGAAGGAUACGGAAAGGAGAGUGAGAACAGAUGUGUUAAUGUUUGUGAAGACGGAUGUGAGAACGGAGGAAUAUGCGUGGGGCCCGGGCAGUGCUCGUGCAGGGAAGGAUACAUGAAGAGCGGAGAAAGCUCCUGCAAACCCCACUGUCCGAAUGGAUGUUUCAAUGGAUCCUGCGUCGCACCGAAUGUUUGCGUUUGUGUCGUUGGUUAUGUCUACGAGUUUUCAUCAGGGAUGUGUGUUCCUAGGGAACCUGCCUCUUCGACUGUCAGCUGGUAUGAGGAAUCCACGGCCUCAUCGGAGAGUUCCUCCUCGAUGGCGGAUUUGAUCGUUUGGUGCGAGAAGUUCUGCUGGAACGGGACAUGCGUGGAGGAGCAAUGUACCUGCGAGCCAAACUACAAGUUGCAGAGGGACGAAGGUGAUGCCGGACGGCUGCUGUGUCUUCCCAUUUGCGAGAGGGAGUGCAUCAACGGGUAUUGCCUCUUCCCCGAUGUGUGUGCCUGCUUCAAUGGCGGAGAGCCAGCUGCCGGCUACCUAUGCCAGUCGCCAGAUGGAUCGACCACGGUGGAGCACUCCCAUGGACGGAGCACCGGCAAGAACCGAUUGCAAUGGCUCUUCAUAUUAGUGGGCAUCGUUUCGGUGGUUUUGUCGAUCGUCAUUGCGUUUCUGAUGUGUUAUAUCUACAAGAAGCACAGCUAUCGAGUGGACAAGAAUGAACAAAAGUUUGGAGUGUACUUUUCAGCGAACAAAGCUGAUAUCAUUCGAGCUUGAUCUUCCAGUGCCAACCCACAAUUUUCACAUUAUUUAAUAGAGUUAAAAGUACGAGUAUGACAGGAAUGAAACUCAUUUUAAUUGCCAAUAUUCUGUUGUACAAGUAAUAAACAUUUAUUGCCACUGUCUCAGCGACAAACUCUCAGCUCCAAACUGGAA